AAUUCACUUGGCUAUCUACAAAUAAUUCUCGAGUAAAACGCAGGUGUUUAAACUUUUGUGGAAUUAGUCCAUAAGACAAAUAGUUAAAAAUCGAAAUAAAUAACAGCCCAAAGCAGACACACACAAAAUGGCACAAAUGGAUUUAGAAUUGAAGAAGGCCUUCACUGAAAUGCAAAUUAACAAAUUGGAAACGACGAAAAAGAUCAACAUGAUUGACAUGAAAUGCGACAUGGUGAAGACGGGCAAACACAAAUAUACGCUAACCGAAAAGGGCACCAGCAAUUUAACGGAUGAUACCAGGGUCUACCUGUCUGUGGGGCGCAUGUUCCUGCUGACCGAUGUGCAGAACAUGCGGGACGAGCUGAAGGGCAAACAGGAGAAGUGUGAUAAGGCCAUCGAGCUGCUCGAAAAGAAGAAGGAAUUCCUGCAAAAGUCGCUUAAGGACCAAGAGGAUGGCUUGCGUGAGCUGGUACAGCAACGCAAGGACGCCGAUGCAACAGCGAAAUAAUUCAACAUUCAUUCAAAUUCAGUCAUAACAUAACACAAUCAAACUCGAGCUAUUUAUUUGUCAAUAUAAUGGUCAAAAUUAAAGUUUGCAUAACUAACGAA
Molecule: messenger RNA, 609 nt
Organism: Drosophila grimshawi
Lineage: Eukaryota; Metazoa; Arthropoda; Insecta; Diptera; Drosophilidae
Gene: Pfdn1
Product: prefoldin subunit 1
Exons: 3
Coding region: 128-508 (126 amino acids)
Biological process (GO): protein folding
Cellular component (GO): cytoplasm; prefoldin complex
Molecular function (GO): protein folding chaperone
Source: RefSeq, a predicted model, not a curated record